Pogonomyrmex barbatus (red harvester ant) is the source of this 1470-nucleotide messenger RNA. Its product is annotated as TIMELESS-interacting protein. The record is from RefSeq and is a predicted model, not a curated record. Gene Ontology annotation, biological process: replication fork arrest; replication fork processing; DNA damage response. Gene Ontology annotation, molecular function: DNA binding. Gene Ontology annotation, cellular component: nucleus; replication fork protection complex. NCBI's taxonomy places the organism in Eukaryota, Metazoa, Arthropoda, Insecta, Hymenoptera, Formicidae.
AUUUGAAUAAUAUCUCUGUCAGAGGAAAUGCCUGGAACUCCGAUGAAACAGGACAACAACGUAUUAGGGAAACGAACGAACGAACGAUCGCAAGACGAACGGAAGUGCGAGUCCGUUGUGUGGGAGAUAACGCAAACCGAUCGGUUAAAUAAGAAGCUGCUUGUUUCGGUAUUGGAACGGAUGAAGAAGUCAGACGGGCAAUUCGACAAGUUUAUGGAAGAAGGGAGAGGAAAUUGCAAAUCGCAAGACGAUAGAGAUUUCUAGGACAACUGAUUUUCUGAACGCCAAGUAAACUCGACCUAUUUUUUAGAUGAAUCUGCCUAAACAGUAUUCAAAUUUGAUUAAAAAAUAUUUCAUAUCAUCAUGGCAAAUGUUUCGGAUCGUGAGGAUGAUGAUAUAAAACAUUAUGAGAAUCAAGAAUUUGGAGAACAUGACAAUUAUGAAGAAAUAGAUGAAGCAGCUUCCGACAACGAGGCAAGAAUUGCACAAAGAAUAGAUUUGUCAAAAACUAAGACACACAUAAGAAAUCCUGUUCUCAAACUUAAUACUGAAAGAUUGAAAGGCUCCAAAGGUAUUCAAACCAUUGAAAAAUAUUUUGAAGGAUUUAAGUUUUAUGGUAAAGGACACGAAAGAAUGGAUCUUGACAGAAUUAUGAAGAGAUUAGAACAUUGGUCCUAUCGAUUAUUCCCUAAGUAUCAUUUUGAUGAUUUUCUCAUGAAAGUUGAGCAACUAGGAAUGAAGAAAGAUUUGCAGGUGUUCAUUAAGAAAUAUAGACUAGAUAUGAUUACCUUUGACAGUUUGGUCAUGCAUGAUAAUAUGGAUGAAGAUAAGGAAGAUCAGCAAGAGAACAUGCCUCUCGAUGAUUUGGAUUUGCUAAUAAUGGAACAAAUUCAAAAACAAAAACAAGCUGAAACGCGAGCUUCUGUCACUACUGUAAGCACUUCAUAUGAAGAUGCAUUUGAUGAGCUCUUAAUGCAGUCCACUGAUAUACAGAAUUCUCAAAUACAGCAUACAAAUAUUACUACUGUUACUGUUACUGCUACUGCUGCUAAUGCUAUUGCUGCUAAUGCUACUAUUAUUGCUACUACUACCACUAAUGAAUUAAGCAGUGAAAUGAAACAAAAAAUUGAGAGAAAUAAACAAUUGGCUAUUCAAAGAAGAUUCCAAAGGCAGAAAGAACGUGAAGAACCUAAAAGACUAAAAUUUACUGAUAAUGCCAACAAACAGAAACUAAAUGAAAGCGUUAAUCUUACAAUUGAUAAUAAAAUAGAUGAAUCUCACUCAGAUAGAUAAUAUAGACAUAAAUUAAAAAAAAUAUGAAUGAAACAAUCGCUAAUGAAUCAGAAAAACUAUUAAAUAAAGAGUCAGCAAUAGGUGAUACCUGAAAGUAAUUUUUACAAUAAUGUAUCAAGUUUGUUUAUAAAAGAAUAAAAUAUAUAGAAACAUCUAUUAUACAUCUAUUAUAUCAAA